Messenger RNA from Zasmidium cellare ATCC 36951, 357 nucleotides. RefSeq lists its product as uncharacterized. The record is from RefSeq and is a predicted model, not a curated record. Gene Ontology annotation, molecular function: protein-folding chaperone binding. NCBI's taxonomy places the organism in Eukaryota, Fungi, Ascomycota, Dothideomycetes, Mycosphaerellales, Mycosphaerellaceae. Bases 1 to 357 code for a protein of 118 amino acids. Gene Ontology annotation, biological process: protein folding; chaperone-mediated protein complex assembly. Gene Ontology annotation, cellular component: prefoldin complex; cytoplasm. The transcript is spliced from 5 exons.
AUGGGCGACCGAGCCAAACUCCAAGGCCUCUCAGAUGAAUACCAGACCCUUCAGACCGAACUAAGCAGCCUCGUCUCCGCCCGCCAAAAGCUCGAAUCCCAACAACAAGAAAACGAGUCCGUUCAAAAAGAAUUCAAAACCAUCGAUGACGACGCCAAAAUCUACAAACUCGUCGGACCCGUUCUGUUGAAGCAAGAGCCCUCCGAGGCGAAGAGCACGGUGGAGGGAAGGUUGGAGUUUAUUGAGAAGGAGAUCAAGAGAAUCGAAGGCAGCAUCAAGGAGAUCCAGGAUAAGAGUGAGGGGAAGAAGAUGGAGAUUCUCCAGAUCCAAUCUCAAAUGCAACAAGCUCAGGCUUGA